UUCUUUUUCCCAUAUUUUCUCCUUCCAUCUCAACCUCAAUCUUCGAAAACCUUUAAAACCCUCUUCUCUCCAAUAACCAUUUUUCUUGCUCUAUAUUGUCCACUUCCGUAUCCAGUUGCUGCUCCAUCUUGCCCUAAAAGCAAUAUGGUUGGAUGUGCGGUAAGAUUGAAGAAGAGAAAGCCAGAGUGGCUGAAUACUUUGUUGGACAGCAAAUUUUUUGGUUCAUGUGCUGCUCACCAUGAUCUUAGGAAGAAUGAAAAGAAUAUUUUUUGUAUUGAUUGUAAUCUUGGCUUGUGCAAGCACUGUAUGUCUUCUUCUUCUCCUCAUUGCCUUCACCAAUGGUUUCAAAUCUGCAAAUAUGUCUAUCAUGAUGUUGUUCGCCUGCAAGACAUUCAGAAGCAUCUUGAUUGCUCCAAAAUUCAAACUUACAAAAUUAAUGGAGAAAAAGCAAUACAUUUGAAUCCAAGGCCUCAAACUAAAGACAUCAAAAUUCAGAAAUCAAAGGGUGGCGCCACAUGUGAUGCUUGUGGAAGGCAUAUACAAGACUUGCCUAACAACUUUUGUUCCAUUGCAUGCAAAGUGUCUAUGGUUAAGGAAAUGUCUAAAGAAAAGAACUGUAGAAAGACUCCAAUUUCCGGAUUUGAUAAUAUGUGUUUGAAGGAGAAUGAAGAUGAGGAUCAAUCCAUUUCUUUAUCAGAGUCUUCUGAGGUAAUUCAAGAAGGGUGGAUUUCUAUGCUAAAACCAAAGAAGAAAUUGCACAAGAGGAAAGUGUUUUUUCCCCCCGUUUGGUGCAGGGAAAAGGUAUAAAAGGAGAGAAGAUUCUCUCAUGUUGUGGGAAGGACGUGCUUUCGGUGCAUUUGAAGCGAGUUACCAUGGAUCUUAUGAAUAACACGUAUCAACAACAAGAGCCCGGUGAAGUGAGACUUGAAUUCGAAACUUUUGUAGGUAAAAUGAAUGAAUGAGGUUACCCGUUCUUUUUCUUUUUCCUCGCAACGAUAACAUUUAUC
Molecule: messenger RNA, 1007 nt
Organism: Coffea eugenioides
Lineage: Eukaryota; Viridiplantae; Streptophyta; Magnoliopsida; Gentianales; Rubiaceae
Exons: 5
Coding region: 145-807 (220 amino acids)
Molecular function (GO): zinc ion binding
Source: RefSeq, a predicted model, not a curated record